Molecule: messenger RNA, 970 nt
Organism: Salvelinus sp. IW2-2015
Lineage: Eukaryota; Metazoa; Chordata; Actinopteri; Salmoniformes; Salmonidae
Product: zinc finger protein 704-like
Biological process (GO): regulation of transcription by RNA polymerase II
Cellular component (GO): nucleus
Molecular function (GO): DNA-binding transcription factor activity; RNA polymerase II cis-regulatory region sequence-specific DNA binding
Source: RefSeq, a predicted model, not a curated record
UAAAAUAUGUGUGAAACUUGAAUUAUAUUUCGGGUAGACCAACAUUUAUCGUUUUGUUUGUAUAUUGGCAAAGCCAUUUUGUUGGGUUUAAAGAUUGCUGUACAAAUGUCAUUGUCGGUCCYAGAGUAUUUGGCUSUUCCGUCUUUUUGUGCUUUCUCGUGAGUUUAGAGGGGACAGUCAGGAAAACAAACAGAUCGAACGAAGAAAGAUCGAUAGCCGGUCGGUUGAAGAGGUUAUUUGGCGGGGAAUGACUCGCUUUCAUGCAUUCCUUAAUCGGUGCUUGUUGCUUUUCCUACACAUAUUAGUGCUUUCGCAUAUCAUUCGUUUUGAACCGUGGUAGCAGCAGAGUAUAGUCUAUCCGCUUCGGUGUUGUGUUUUAAUGUCCAUGUUUACAAUAUCAAUUUUAGCUUAUUCGACGUUCAUCGAUAGAUAUUUACCGCUUCAAAUUCGGUGUUAAACAUUUAUCGCUAUGCAUACGAGGCGUUUGGUAAAGCGUUCGAUCCUGGGGAGCCGAGUGUUUACGCCGAGUCCGACAGGGGACGGGGCUCCGUUGACAGGAGUGGUACAGGCUGUCAAGCAGCAGGAAAACAGAGACGUUUUAACCGGACCCCGGCGUAACGUCUACAUGGUGUUAAUGCAAGACGGAAGCCUGAAAGAAUUCUCAGAGGACGAGAUAGCCGUGGGCUUCAACCAAACGACGGCGAAAGGACCGCUCAGAUCGAGCUUGAAGCAGAGCUCCUGGAACGGCCGAGGGAAUGGGGCUCCUCUGCAGAGCCAGACCAUGGAGCCCCAGAAGGGGGAGGCCAACUCCCUGAGCCCAGAGGCGUUGAAGGGGGAGCGGGGAGCAGACGGAAGGAGGACGGGGCUCCCCCUUGAGGGUCCAGAGGGGGACCACACCCGCUCUGUUUCCCUGCUGGAGCAGAAACGCAAGGUGGUGUCAUCCAGCAUUGACGUGCCCCACGUCAGGUAA